AUGGCGACGGACCUCGAGCGGACCGUUCUCGACUUCUACCAGAUCUCCAACCUCAAUCCCGUGCAAUGGCCUACCGAGAAGGACAACGACAGCGAUGUUUCCGACGACGACGAGGCAAAGAAGAAGGCCAACCGCCGCAAAUCCCGGUACCAAGCUCUGGAGCGGGCUGUAAGCAACCGAAGCAGCCUCAUUCCUGGCUCGGAGACCUCGGGGAGCGGGAUGGGCAACCUCGUGCAGAGGGAUGAGCCAGACCCCCUUGGCACUACCGACAGCGUAGUGCGAACAUUGAAACUCCUUGGUGUUCCUGUACAGGAGGAUCUCCGGCUGCGGAACCGCUUUCUCCUCUCAUCAACGACCUUUUCGCCGGCGCUCUUCCUGUCCCAGAUGCAUGCAAAUGCCGAUACUCAAUCACUAAUAAACGGACUGGAGGUACUCUCCAGGUCAAUUGACCAGAAGUCAGCGUCUCUCAAGGUGCUAGUGGAGUCCAACUUUGAGCGUUUCGUCCGCGCGAAGGCUACUAUCGACAAUGUGUACAAGGAGAUGAAAUAUCGCGGCGCCGAACCACCUGCUCCACGCCCCCGUGGCCAUUCCCGCCAAGUUAGUAGAAGCAGCAUUCGAGGAGGUAAUGUCGCGGGACCUCUUGCCGGUCCCCUUUUACCUGCAGCAGACCCUCGCAAGAAAAAUGCGCUGGUUAAAGAGAGCGAAUAUGGUGUUUUGGGUGUAAAAGCACCACUUCUUGAGGUGUCAGCAAAGGCAGAAGACGUUUGGGGACCUGCACUUGGGGGUAGGGAAAAGGAAGAGCACCUCAAGACAGUUGCUUCCUAUCUCGAUCAGUACAAAGAAUACGUCGAACUCAGCUCAGCCAUCGCGGACAGCAUUAAGCGUAAGGAUCACGAGAGCUUAGUUGAGGAAUACACAAAGGCCCGUAAGUUUGCCGACGAAGCAAAGCGUCUGGCCGAGGAGCUCAACUCCUCACAGCCGACCGAUGAGCAGCUAUAUCGCAUCAUUUUGGCAGCGCGAAUGUGGCAGGAUGUGGAUGAGCAGAUUCAAGCGUUAAAAAGAGACAUUUGGCGGAGGCUUAUUUCACCCCAGAUCAUGGUCGCAAGGACGGACGCAGCGGGCCAGCCACGGAGCGACCAGCACAUGGAGCUCAUUUCAUUGCUCCUAGAGUUGGGCGUGGAGGAUAACCCUAUUUGGGUUUGGCUCUUGAGUCGCUAUGACUAUCUCAAGAGCAAAAUCCAGUCGACCGGUGACAGGUCGAAAGUGGAAAUUGAGGUUCUGCGCCGCCGUUUGGCGAAUGCCGAAAAGCCAACUCCUCAAGCCAUGGCAUCUCAUAUGCUGGAGCUCUGGGAGAUGAAUGUGGCUUUUCUGAACAAUAUGCUCUCGCCACAAGGAUUCUUGGGCGAGGUCCUGGACUUCUGGCAGACUGUCCAAGGCUUCAUCGAUGGCAAGACGCAAAUGAACUUGCCAACAGGCUACCAGGGCGAGUCAGAAGCCCACCACCGCCUGUCCCAGCAAGGCGUGGCUCAACUCCAGAAAGGCAUCACCGAGCUUGUCAGCUUGAUUCGGGAGAGCGUUCUAGCCUUCUUUGCUGACCCUCCUCCCGAAGAUAUCUCGCUGCUGUACUCACCUAUGCCGCCUCAGUCUCCAGGAUCUCCGGGAAUUAGCUCCUCUGGCGGACUGCUGACACCACGAGAUCCUCGCUUCAACAUUGAUCCGAGUAACCCACCUCCCCCGUCGCCCAAGAGAGGCGAGGUGUGGGAGAAAUUUGCAUUUUGGCCCCCGUGGUCGAAUUCGAUCAGCGGAGCGCACUACCUUGCCACAAUGCUUUCUAUUGUCGGAACGGGGGCAGCUGACAUGGCUUCCGUCUCACCAGUUGGCAACGGAGACGCUGCCGAAAUUGAGCGCGUCAGAGCUCUAGUUGGUGUCGCGAGGGAGAGAUGUGUGACUGCCCUCUGUGCAGCCUGGAAUAGGGAUGCCGAAAACAUCAAGUAUGUCGAGGAUUGGAACCGGAGCCCUGAUAGCAACGACGUGACGAAAAUGCCGGCCAGUUUUGCCGCAUUUGAAGGUGCAUUGCUCACAGGGAUGCAGAAGAUCCUUUACAUCUCUGAGGCAAUGUCCAAGCCGGGUGCGGAAGAUAUUGUCCUCCCGCCGCCGACUAAACUGCUGCAGAUGGUUCGCAGUCAAUACGUCACAACCCUCUACAAGGCCCUGAGCGGCAUGGUCGAGAAUGCUGAGCGGUACCCCAAAAAGGCAGAAGAUGAAUGGACAGUUGAGGCCGAGACCUCCGUCCUCGUGCGCCCAAGUAAUCCCCGGGUGUCGGCUUCUACAAGCACAGGAGGCACUCUGGACGCGAGCGAUAGGAACGUUCGCAUGCUUCUCACUCUUAGCAACCUCCAAGCCCUACGCUCAAACGUUGUGCCGACACUAAACACCCAGUUCGAAAACGCUUUCUCAGUCAAGCUCACCGACGAAACCAAGACCAUCCGGGACGUCCUCGGCCAGAUUGACGCCCGCCUCUUCCAGUCCUAUACUCGACCCUCGAUCGAGGCUCUCAAACGUAUUAUCCAUGCCGGCAUUACCUCUCCCGACUGGGUGCCUCCACCAGGGGGUCCCAAGCCGCAUUCCGUCCGACCCUACGUGUAUGAAGCCCUCCUUACACUCGUUUUGGUGCAUACCCAAGUAUCUACGACCGCCCCAUCGCUCACGUCAGAGGUGCUCUCGUACCUCCUCGAGCAAGCAUCACGCGAGCUGCUUGAGGCGUUCAAAACGCGCCCUAAGUACCACCUGGAAGCGUUGAUGCAGGCGACGCUGGAUGUCGAGUUCGUGGCGCAGACACUCAGCCACUAUACAACGGAUCGCGCAUCGGAGCUGCAGAGCACCAUCUACCAGGAGCUUGAUGGACGCACUGACAACGACGCGCGCGCGCGGCUGCAAGCUGAGCUGCCCGAGAUGCGCGCUGUGCUCAAACGGCUGAGGGAGGCUAGCAAGAGCGAGUUUGCCUGCUUCAGGAAGCCAAAGAAGCCCACUGGUACUGAGGGAGGGGUUCAAGGGACGGCGGGUAAGAGCCAAUCAACCUAUUGA
Thermochaetoides thermophila DSM 1495 is the source of this 3084-nucleotide messenger RNA. RefSeq lists its product as uncharacterized. Lineage: Eukaryota; Fungi; Ascomycota; Sordariomycetes; Sordariales; Chaetomiaceae. The record is from RefSeq and is a predicted model, not a curated record. The transcript has 4 exons. Gene Ontology annotation, biological process: Golgi to plasma membrane transport; exocytosis. Gene Ontology annotation, cellular component: exocyst. The coding region runs from base 1 to 3084 and encodes 1027 amino acids.